GAAACCCAAAAGCCCAUCAUUUAAAGUACGCGGCGAGUUAAGGGAUCUCAUGAAAAUGUUGCUUCCGACCUGUUUUCUGUUUGGCGUCCUGCACCUGACCCCAUUAGUGCAGGCCGUAGGGUUUCCGCCACUGGACGACGCGCGAGUGAAGCAGGUAUUUGGCUGGAAGCAGAUCGAUUUUAAAUAUGCUAGCCCCAAGGCACGGGCAGAGGCCAUCAGCAGCGGCGAAUUCAACCCUUCUGACGUGCAUGUCGCUGGAGUCCAUGUGGCUGGUAACCGCGUCUUCCUCUCCAUGCCUCGCUGGAAACCCAAGGGCAUUCCCGCGACUCUGGCGUUCGUCGAGUACCCCUCCAGGGACGCUGCGCCCCCGCUUACCCCCUACCCUGACUGGGCCUCUCAAAAGGUGGGCCAAUGCCAGGGCUUGACCUCGGUGUUCAGGGUCACAACAGAUGAGUGCGGGAGGCUGUGGGUCCUCGACACAGGCAUAGCAAGUUCCAUUCAGCACGAGUACACUAGAGUCUGUCCUGCCAAGGUGCUCACCUUUGACCUCAAAACAGACAAACUUGUCAACACCUUCAUCCUAAAAGACGAAGAAGCUGUGAGAAACGAGUCGUUGCCUGUUAACAUCAAGGUGGAGUAUCCAAAGGGCACCUGCGGCUCGCCAAAAGACGCGUUCCUUUACAUUGCAGACACUGCCUCCUUUGCGAUAAUCGUUGCUGAUUUGUCUUCUGGCCAGUCGUGGCGAAUCAUUCAGAAAACCGUUCUCCCCGAUCCAGAAGCAAGCACUUUCCACGUUGGAAAAAAAACCUUUGAAACGAUGAACGGAAUUAUGGGAAUGGCCCUGAGUGCCCCUGGGAAAGGUGACCGAACGUUAUAUUUUUCGUCAAUGAGCUCAUUCAAACAGCACUGGGUGAAAACGUCCGUUCUUCGCAACAAGGACUCUGUCUUGAGCCCUCCGCGCGAUGAAUUCAAAACCGGGUCCCUGCCGCGAACCAGCCAAACAGGCGCCUACGCCAUGGACAAGAAUGGUGUGCUGUUUUUUGGGCUGCUAAACUCGGAUGCCCUCGUUUGCUGGAACUCUCGCCGCAACCCCUACGAAAGUAGGUUCUUCGGUGUCUUGGCGCAGGACAAAGUGGCAAUGAAGUUCCUCGCAGAAGUAACGAUUGAUGAAACUGGGCGCCUCUGGGCUAUUUCUUCAGGCAUACAGACGUAUUUCUCAGAAAAGAUGAACCCCAAUGAGAUCAGCACUCGCGUUUUUAUGAGCGAAAGCACCGUCACUGCAGUCAAGGGGACCAUUUGUGAUAAUGACGAAAUAAAGAAAAAAAGGGCCUACAAGAGGGACAGAACUAAUGAAUCCUUGCCAUAUACCGAUAUGAGGCUGUUGCUGUUAGCCAGCCUCUUAUCUCUGCUGAGCACAGUGCUCGCCGCAGCAGAGAAAAAAGAUGCAGGGGCUGCGAAGCAACGGGUCGUGGAAGUAUUUGGGUGGAGUCAGUUUGAUUUCAACUACCCUAGCGAGGAGCAGAGACAGGAAGCUCUGAAAAAUGGUUCUUUUGUGCCGUCCGCCGCUGUUCCAACAGGUAUUCACGCAGCCGGAAAUCGCGUGUUCGUGAGUCUGCCUCGCUGGAAGAGCGGAGUGCCGGCAACCCUGGCCUACGCUGAGUACCCUGACGCAAAGGGCGAGCGUUCGCCGCGGCUCAACCCCUAUCCCAGCUGGGAACUGAGCAGGGAGGGCAACUGCGAUGGGCUGACCUCGGUGUUCAGGGUGUUUAUCGACGAAUGCAACAGGUUGUGGGCCAUCGACACUGGUUGGUCGUCCUCGUGGCUCGUGCCUAACCGCAUCUGCCCUGUAAAGGUUAUGGCAAUCGACCUAAAAACCGAUAAAGUUGUCCUGCAAUACGUCCUUCCGAAGCACGUGUUGAAAAGUGAUGCCCUUCCGGCAAACAUACAGGUGGAAUUUCCUAAGGGCGGUUGCAAAAACCCGAAACAAGCGUUCCUCUACAUCGCCGACACAGUGGCCUACUCCAUCAUUGUGGCAGACAUGUCCACCGGUGACGCUUGGCGUGUUACAGACAAAACUGUCUAUCCGAAUCCCGAAUGGACCACUUUCCACGUUGGUGGACAAACCUUUGACUUGACGGAUGGCGUCAUGGGAAUGGCUUUAGGUCCGCGUAUGGCUAACGGAGACCGUGAAUUAUAUUUCUCGGCGAUGGGCGGUGACAUGCAGCAUUGGGUGAAAACGUCGAUAUUGCGAGACAAGAAGAAGGCCAAAAAUUCCCCUAAUGCUUUUAAGACGGGCCUCAAGUCCAGGCAGAGCCAAACUGCUGGCUACGCCAUGGACAAAAACGGCGUUAUGAUAUUUGGUUUGCUCAAUUCGGACGCUCUCGUUUGCUGGAACUCAAAAAGUCCAUUUGAACCGAGGAAUUUCGGCUACCUCGCGCAGGACAAGACGGCAAUGCAGUUUCUCGUCUCCGUCGUGAUCGACAAUAUUAAAAGAGUGUGGGCUCUCUCUGCUAGGAUUCAGCAGUUUGUUUUGGACACCAUUGACCCAAACGAUGUCAACUUCAGGGUUUUCAUGAGUCCAUCUGUGAAACAAGCGAUUGAGGGCACCGUUUGUGACGCCCAUGGAAAAUAAUUCGGAUGCCGGAACAAAAAUUGACCUCAGAUUCUGAAUCAGCGCAAAAUAUUGGUCUAGAAAUCACAUUUGCAUGAUGAGAAGUUUCGAAACUUUUUUCCAAAAAUUGGUUUAAAAUGAGAUUCCCAUAAGAAACUGUUUUGGUGCAGCGACGAAACCACUCGUCUGAAAGGGUUGAAAAUUUCACUAUCAAAACUUCUACAGUUUCUGACCGGCGAGCCGUUGUAAUUUCGAUCACACCCCAACCACUCUUUUCAGGGUGGUCAGUUAUUUUGGAACGUUGAAUAUAUAAUUGUUUAUUCUAAUCUAACAAUAAUAGUCAUAAUAAAAAUAAUUGCGAGCACGAAAAGAUCUCUCCCAAAUGCGCCUACGUGAAGCUGUGCAAGCAACCUGUCGAAUAGUCCGAGCAGGAAGUCAGAAUGGGCUACGACACACAUGGUCUUCUGUGAGUAGUGCGUGAAGAAACACGACAAGUGUCAAAGUGCUAAGGGAUUUAAUGAAAUUGAAAAAAAGAUUUUUAGAGUGGUAUUUUAUUGAUUUUAAUCGCUGAAGUGAACAGCUUUCCGUUGAAGAACUCAUAGCCCCUUGAAUUAUAGGAUUUACAGUUUUACUCUUUGAUAUAUUUAAUGUUAAACCUCCCCUAUAGUAACCCUGAUUUCAUUUUUACAUUUAAAAAGAGAUUUUAACCGAUCCAGCAUAUAGCCCCUUAUAUAUUCAAACGGGAAAAUUCUGUUGGUGUAUUGAAAAGAUAUUUCGUAAAAAUUUGUACUAAUAUUUUAUUUAGUAUACAUAUCGUAGUUUGGUCAAAAAUAUUUUGAUCACUGGAUCAUUUAUUCAAAAUGAGUAAUUUUAUCAAGGAUGAAGAUAAUAUUUAUUUGUCUCAACUCAAUUAGGUAUGAAUAAAUUUAUUAUUAAUUUACAACCCA
Messenger RNA from Cloeon dipterum, 3558 nucleotides. RefSeq lists its product as uncharacterized. Gene Ontology annotation, cellular component: extracellular region. NCBI's taxonomy places the organism in Eukaryota, Metazoa, Arthropoda, Insecta, Ephemeroptera, Baetidae. Bases 50 to 2632 code for a protein of 860 amino acids. The transcript is spliced from 10 exons. The record is from RefSeq and is a predicted model, not a curated record.